Messenger RNA from Prunus armeniaca (apricot), 762 nucleotides. Lineage: Eukaryota; Viridiplantae; Streptophyta; Magnoliopsida; Rosales; Rosaceae. The record is from the annotation of a GenBank genome assembly.
AUGGAUGCGGGUGCUCUGUACAACCCGCGUACGGUUGAGGAGGUCUUCAGAGACUUCAAAGGUCGAAGAGCCGCCAUGAUUAAAGCUCUCACCACCGAGGUCGAAGACUUUUUUCAGCAGUGUGACCCUGAGAAGGAGAAUCUUUGCCUUUAUGGAUUUCCAACCGAGCAGUGGGAAGUUAAUUUACCUGCUGAGGAGGUUCCUCCAGAGCUUCCGGAGCCAGCACUUGGUAUUAACUUUGCAAGAGAUGGAAUGCAAGAAAAGGAUUGGUUAUCUUUGGUUGCUGUCCACAGUGAUGCAUGGUUACUUGCAGUGGCAUUUUAUUUUGGUGCUAGGUUCGGAUUUGAUAAGGCUGAUAGGAAACGCCUUUUUAAUAUGAUAAAUGAACUUCCAACAAUAUUCGAGGUUGUGACAGGGACAGUUAAGAAACAAGUGAAGGAGAAGUCAUCAAAUUCAAAUCAUGGCAGCAACAGAUCUAAAUCAAACUCUAAGCGUGGUUCUGAGCCUCAUCCCAGGUAUACAAAGGCAGUGCAAUCAAAGGACGAGGACGAGGAGGGUCUGGAAGAUGACGAUGAGGACGAGCAUGGUGAGACACUAUGUGGGGCUUGUGGAGAGAACUACGCAUCUGACGAAUUCUGGAUUUGCUGCGACAUCUGUGAGAAGUGGUUCCAUGGGAAGUGCGUUAAGAUCACCCCAGCUAGGGCUGAGCAUAUUAAGCAGUACAAAUGCCCAUCUUGCACCAACAAAAGAGCCCGGCCUUAA